Chondrus crispus (carragheen) is the source of this 2336-nucleotide messenger RNA. RefSeq lists its product as hypothetical. Bases 1 to 2205 code for a protein of 734 amino acids. Gene Ontology annotation, cellular component: cullin-RING ubiquitin ligase complex; nucleus. The transcript is spliced from 2 exons. Gene Ontology annotation, molecular function: ubiquitin-like ligase-substrate adaptor activity; ubiquitin protein ligase binding. Gene Ontology annotation, biological process: positive regulation of proteasomal ubiquitin-dependent protein catabolic process; protein ubiquitination. The record is from RefSeq and is a predicted model, not a curated record. Lineage: Eukaryota; Rhodophyta; Florideophyceae; Gigartinales; Gigartinaceae.
AUGCGCGCCCGCCGGCGACCGUCGCGCCCGGGCCUCCUGCGCGCGCUGCACAACCGCUCCGUCGGCGCCGCGCACGCGGAGGAGUUCCGGUCUGCGCUCUACUCCGGCCUGGUGCCGUCCUCGACCUUCACGAGCGUCUCCAAAAUCCCGUCCGUCUCCUUCCGUCGCUUCACCCCAUGCGGCCGCUACCUGGUCGGCAUCUCGCGCAGCCACCGCGACCUGGUCCUGUUCCGCCUGGAGUCUGGCGGCCGCCGCCCCCGCCCGCGCGACGCCGCCGCGGACCUCGACUUCGACCGCCCCUCCGUCCGCCCGCGACAGCCCCCGCCGCCCACGGCAGACCCCUGGCUCAUACCGCACCACCCCGCCAGUGCCUUCAUCGUGUCCCAGUUCGACUACGCGUUUCCGACACCGCCCCCCUUGGACAACCGCCUCCCGCUCGUGCCACCCCUUACUUCGCUGUUCGCACCAUCGGCGCCCUACGCCAACACCCGCAUGCCCCGCUCGCAACGGGCAAGUAUUUUGGCGGAUCUGCCGGUUCCGCUCGUGGGCGGCAUUGCCCCGGGCGCGGCCAGCCCAGAGCCGAGGCCGACAAGGAAUAGGAACUCUCGCACGCGCCAGAGUGACGCGGAGAGGUACUCGUGCACCUUUUCCAGGUUUUUCACAAAGCUCUACGAGGUGCCCGUCGCGCUCAACGCGGAGACCCUCGCGCCUGAGUUUUGUCUCGCCACCCCGACGGCCCGCUACCUCAUCCUGGCGAGCUAUUUACCGAGAGAGACGGAUAACGAUCCCAACAUGCCUGCGUUGCAGCUGCCCAUCGUCGGUGAACCUCCGCCCGCCGUUGCGUCUACCCGCGUGCUGGAGCGCUUUACUCUCCAUUUGCUCAACGUCGAAUCGGGCGUCGUAGAGGACCGUUUUACCCUUGAAAAUGACUUUGUUGAUCUUGACGGCCAUGCGGGCGUGCACAUGCGUGGUGACAUUCUGUGCGUGCUCUCCAUUCGCCACCAAGUCUUACACAUCAUCAAAGUGCAGGAAAACCUUGGCCGAUUUGUAUAUGAGUGCCAGAUCGGCGCCAUGUGUCGCUCCGACGAUGAACUGGAAAUUGCGCGUGCGCGAGAAGCUGAGAAUUCAUACCAGCGAAAGCAGAGAGAGGAGGAACGGAAGCGCUCGUUCAGCUCCAUGGUGGGAUCUUCGUCACAAAUUCAGAAUUCUCGCCUUUCAAGCCUUCCUGACGCCUCCAUGCGUUCGAAAAAAUUGCCUUCCUCGCACCCUGGAGAAGGUGUUGCAGGUGGUAACGCCGCUGGACUGGCAGCCCCCCACAGCGAAGGAGCAACACCACCCAAGGAGACUGGCCUAGGAAGCGGUAAACUGAAAUCGGGGUUUUACACUGGUUUGAUGCAACGCCUCUUGGUUUAUGUGUACCGGAGGUACCAUAGCGAAGGGAACCAGAGCUUGUUCUAUAGAGUUGUCGGGCAAUACAGUCUUCUCGUAAUGUUGAAAGCCCAAUUUUUAGAUGAGGAUCAUUUACUCAUUCGUCUCGGUUCUCUCGAGCGUGGUGGCAAGAUUUCGGAUGUUGCCACAACCACGUGCUUCUUCGUUGUGUACUGCAUUUCGACUACCACCAUUUUGAAUCUGUUUGAGAACAGGUCGACUGAGUUACUUUCUACGUACCAAAGGUUUCGGGAUGCCUUUAUCGGAGACCCCGCAGUCUCCGCCACACUUCCACGUGUUCACAUAGAAAACGACAGGGCAUGGUUUAGUACAGGCAGCGCACAUCCGAGAAAUGGAAGAUCAUCUAGCUCGAAACGAGUGAGAGCAGAGCUUGCGGCACUUCCAAUGUCAUGUCAGAUGCGGAAUGUAUCACCGUAUCUUGACAGAGGGAUUUUCUCAUACGACAUCCAUCGAAUCGCGGCACUUGACGGUACAAGACCGCAAUGCUUGAAAGAUCUCGACACAGUGAAAUUCAUUAGCGUUCGCACCGGCGCACUGCGAUUCAAGCUAUCUCCUGGAUAUCGUUCAGGUGAUGGAGGCCGUCGAUCGCGCAGGCAUGUAGGCGCUGAAGGUGGACGCCACAGCCAUAGCCCUGUGUCUCGAAAGAGAAAAGCCCUGUAUCUAUUCCAUCCCCAUUACCCAUUCGUAAUCUCUAUGGAUUACAAUUUAACUUUGCCAACGACUUAUAACUUUCACGUUUGCGGAUUCUCUGACUAGCUUGGUCUCGGUGAGAGUCCGGAAUGGAGAGAGUGACCCCAUGCACAUAUGCAGAGUGACUACGGCAACCAUGAGCGUCUGCAAUCAGUUCAGAGCUUAAAUUUCGUGUAGUUUAUGUAAAGUACCAACCU